CGACCACGCGCGGCUGGAAGCACGUGCAAAGUGCAAAGGAGAUUUGUGUUUAUAAAUAUAUCAUUUAGCAUUUAUGUAUUAAUAAUUUGAUAAAGUAAAGAUUUCAGAUUACUCGAGUCAGUAAAAGUUCACUUAUCGACAAAAUGAAGGUGAAGAAAGUAAGACAGAAGUCUCUUAACUCACCAAGAGGAAAGAGAGUCGCCAAGAGAAAGAAAGAAGAUUUGAGCAAACUAACCACAGAAGAGUUCUUUGGACAAAAUUUUGAAACAGAUAGCGAUGCAUGCGAUGAUGGUGAAGAGGAUAAAAACAUAGACGACGAAGAUAAUGAACAGAUGGAUAGUGAAAACAGUGAAGAUGAUGAGCAGAUAGAUAGUGAUAGCAGUGAAGGUGACUUGGAUCCUGCAGAGCACAAAAAGUCAUUGAUGAGAUUGAAAGACACCGAUCCUGAGUUUUAUAAAUAUCUGAAAGAAAAUGACAAAAAUCUUCUGGACUUUAGAGUGUCGGACGAUGAAGACGAUGACAAUUCUUCAAUAAACGAUGAUAGACAUGUUCCCAAUGAAAAUUUAGAGGUUGCUAGCGACGAGAGUGAUUUUGAGCCAGAAGAGGCUGAAGGCGAUUCUAAAAAGAAGAUCACUUUAAAAUUACUGAAAACUUGGCAACAAAACAUACAAACGGAUAAAUCGAUAAUCACUAUUAAGUGUGCUGUAGACGCUUUCCAUGCAGCCUUAGAUAGCGUCGCAGCAUUACCUGAUACGACCACGGAAUAUAAAGUAGAUGGAAGUGCAGCAUUUAAUGGUGUAAUGCAACUAUGCAUAAUGUAUCUGCCUGAUGCAUUUAAACGCUUUUUAAAGUUGGAUCCGGAAUCACAGGAAGUACAUAAAUCUAAAAGAUUCGGAAAAAUACGAGUAAUUUUAAAAUUGUACUUGUCUGAUUUAAUCAAAUUAUUACAAAGUGUAGCAUCAUCUAGUAUUCUUACAGUGCUUUUGAAGCACUUACGACAAAUGCUGCCUUACACUCGCUCAUUCUCGUCUUUAACGAAACCAUUGUUAAGAAUUUUGAUAAAAUUUUGGUCGACUGCAGAAGAGACUGUUCGGGUUACAGCUUUCUUAAAUAUAUUACAUAUUGCAACUAAGAAAGAGUCUGUGUUAGAGAAGCUGUUAAAGACCAUGUAUGUGAAAUAUGUUCAGAAUACAAAGUUUGUUUCACCUAAUACGUUACCAGGAAUCAAUUUUAUGAAACAUUCUUUGAUUGAAAUUUAUCUGCUUGACCAUGAUGUUUCGUACAAUCAUGCUUUUCUAUAUAUCAGGCAAUUAGCGAUUAAUUUAAGAAACGCUAUAACAUUAAAGAAAAAGGAAAACUUUCAGGCUGUAUAUAACUGGCAGUAUAUAAACUCUUUACGGUUUUGGACGGAAUUAAUAACUAAAUCAAAGGAUAAGUCGAUGUUACGUUCGUUGUUAUAUCCAUUAGUCCAGAUUAUUGUUGGAACAAUAAAAGUCAUUCCAACGGCACAAUAUUAUCCAUUACGAUUCCACUGUAUAGAAAUGUUACUAGCCAUUUCUAAGGAAACAGGAACAUUUAUACCUAUUUUGCCAUUUCUUCUCGAGAUAUUGGACACUUACGAUUUUAAUAAGAGGCAUAAAGCAGUUACAAUGAAACCUAUACCACUUAUUUGCAUAUUGAGGAUGUCAAAAUCGCAAUUGGCGGAGAAUGGUUUCAAAGAUAGUAUUAUCGAAACCGUUUAUCAAUUCAUUUUGGAAAAUGCAGCGAACGAAAGUCAUAAAAUAUAUUUCCCAGAUGUGUACAUACCUUGUAUAGUACAGUUAAAGGCGUUUCUGAAGAAAUGUCAUGUGGCAGCUUACUGCAAGAAGAUAAAACAGCUUUUAAAUAUGAUUGAGGAAAAUAGAAAAUACAUUGAAACUGAGCGUACUAAAAUAACGGUAGAUCUGAAGAACACGGCAGAGAUUACAAAUUGGGAAAACAGAAUGAAGACGGACGGUACAGAAAUAGCCAAAUUCUAUGCUUCCUGGAUUAAGAUUCACAAAUCUCAGGUGCUUAAGCUUCUUACAAAGAACGAAGAAGAAAUCAAUGUACCGGUGAGGUUACCCAAGAAACAGAAAUUAGAUGAGCGAGAUGCAGAAGAUAGCGAAGAAGAGAGCGAGCUUGAAUUUCGAUUAAAGGGAACGGAAUCCGAAACAGAAAGGAAAAAGUCAUUGAAUAAGGCGAAAAAGCGCAAGAAAAACAAAGAGAAAAAGACAACCAACAAUAUCGAGGAUGAAGAUUUGCCAAGAGAAGACACAGAUAUUGUACAAGAUAUAAAUAGCGAUGAUUGGGGCUAAAAUGUGUAAGAUAAAAAAUUAAUGACCAUGUAUAAGAUGAAUAAUACAUGUAUUUUAUAUA
This is a messenger RNA of Temnothorax curvispinosus, 2397 nucleotides long. It is a transcript of the gene Noc2, whose product is annotated as nucleolar complex protein 2 homolog. Gene Ontology annotation, biological process: negative regulation of transcription by RNA polymerase II; ribosomal large subunit biogenesis. Gene Ontology annotation, cellular component: nucleolus; Noc1p-Noc2p complex; Noc2p-Noc3p complex. The coding region runs from base 144 to 2336 and encodes 730 amino acids. The record is from RefSeq and is a predicted model, not a curated record. The transcript has 12 exons. Gene Ontology annotation, molecular function: transcription corepressor activity; histone binding. Lineage: Eukaryota; Metazoa; Arthropoda; Insecta; Hymenoptera; Formicidae.